This is a messenger RNA of Adineta steineri, 315 nucleotides long. NCBI's taxonomy places the organism in Eukaryota, Metazoa, Rotifera, Eurotatoria, Adinetida, Adinetidae. The record is from the annotation of a GenBank genome assembly.
AUGUCAAUAACGAUGGCAUUUGAAGAGAAUCGAAAUGAUAACAAUAUUCAAAGUCAUGAAAAUAUUGAUUUUGAAAUACCUCGUGCACAAUCUAAUAUAUUUUUACGUACUAUUAUUUCUGAUGAUACUGCUAUUUUACAAGAUAAUGAUUUAAUGAAUCAAAAGCAAACAGUUAUACGACGUGAUCAAAAUUCAACAUAUUAUAAAGAUAGAAAAGGUCGUAUAUGUAUUUUAUGUAAAUGGGAAUUCGUGCCAUGUUGUCAACCAAGUAUUUGUCAAAAACACCGUAUACGCUUUAAUGAAUGUAUCGACUAA